AAAUAGAAAAAAGUGAAAUAAGAUACUCCUUUCAUGUACAUUAACUUUAAUGACUGAAAAAUACGUUUUUGAUCGUCUCACCUAUAAAAUAAAUCUAAAGCAGAAUAAAACAAAUGACAGACGGUGACUUUCCACCAUGGCAGCUGUGAAGUCCCAAGGAACUUUUGAGUGUGUUUGCAGAUGCCAAACUAACCUCUGUUUCUUACAGAUAUAAUAGAUGGAAUAUAUUGUUUUUACCUUAAGUCUUUAAACAAACAUGUGCUCUCACUAUCUAACUGGUUUUAAUGAACUUGCGGUGUAUUUUAAAGAAUUUAAGAGAGAAAUGAGAAGGAAAAGACCCGCAGCGGUGCCUCACACGGCAGUAGUUAUGGAAGGUUUAAAGCCUUCCUUAUCAAUAAACAAACAUCUGCAGCGCUAACUUGGACUUAUAUGUGAAGAGAAACUCCUUCGCUAUCAGUUCCCUUAAAUUUAACACUUUAGUUGUUCCUCCAGAUGUGUAUUUUAUACAUUUAUUGGUGAAGAGAAAACACAAGUGGCACAGUAUUCCUGCUGCACUGGUGAGCGGCAGGCUGGGUUGAGUCUCCACGGUUCUCAUGGUGUGUUUAAGUGUCUGUCUUUGCUGUGAAUUCUGUACCAGUCACCACAGACUACUCGAGAAGAUUAUUCGAUAUCACACAAUGGCAGAAGUCGCUCCAGCAGUUGCACCGGCCCCGGCGAAGGCCCCCAGGAAGAAGGCAGCCAAGCCGGCCAAGAAGUCCGGUCCCGGCGCCGCCGAGCUCAUCCUGAAAGCUGUCGCCGCCUCCAAGGAACGCAAGGGUAUUUCCUACGUGGCUCUGAAGAAGGAGUUGGGCGCCAAAGGCUACGACGUAGAGCACAACAAUGCCCACGUCAAGCGCGCCAUCAAGGCUUUGGUGUUGAAAGGAGCUCUCACCCAGACCAAGGGAACCGGGGCGUCCGGGUCCUUCAAGGCAGCCAAGCCCGCUGAGAAGCCCAAGAAGGUAGCGGCGAAGAAGCCCGCAGCCAAAGCCAAGAAGCCGGCAGCGAAGAAGCCCGCCGCCGCUAAGAAGCCAGCAGCCGCCAAGAAGACAGCCGUCGCAAAGAAGCCAAAAGCGGCCAAGGCAACACCCAAGAAGGCGAAGAAACCUGCGGCCAAGAAGGCUACAAAGAGCCCUAAGAAGGUGGCCAAGAAGGCGGCAACCCCCAAAAAGGCAGCACCCAAGAAGGUUGCACCCAAGAAGGCCGCCAAGAAGGUCGUCAAACCCAAAGCGGCAAAACCCGCAAAGAAGGCUGCAGCCAAGAAACCCGCAAAGAAGUAAAGUCUUCACAUUUGAACAUACUCAACCAACGGCUCUUUUAAGAGCCACCCAAAUCCACCAAAAAGAGCCCUUUUUCCUGAAUCUA
Molecule: messenger RNA, 1401 nt
Organism: Perca fluviatilis (European perch)
Lineage: Eukaryota; Metazoa; Chordata; Actinopteri; Perciformes; Percidae
Product: histone H1-like
Exons: 1
Coding region: 594-1316 (240 amino acids)
Biological process (GO): nucleosome assembly
Cellular component (GO): nucleosome
Molecular function (GO): DNA binding; structural constituent of chromatin
Source: RefSeq, a predicted model, not a curated record